AUGUAGUAAUAUCUCAAACCAACAAUGUCAUUGUAUUUACAAUUGUAAAAAGAUGAAAUCAAAUUAAAUACAAAUAUACAAGACAUUAAGUUAGAUCCAGCUAAUUUUUUAAACAACUUUGAUGCAUUACCUGAUUAAAAUUUAAGGUUUAAAUCUAAAAGCAUGUUUCUUUAAUCUAAGCAAACGGAUUAAAAAAAAGAAAUGCAAAAAACCAAACAUACAAAAUUUUUAGUGCUCCCAAAAAUUGAUUCCAAGUUUAUGCUUGAUCCUGCUAAUGAGAGAGUGUACUUCCUACCUGAAACGAAAUAAAAGUACGAAUAUACAAAUAGAUUAAUCAACUCUAAUAUAAUUCUCUAACCUUUAUUUGAUGGACCUAGUAAAUCCUCUAAAGAUCAUAAUUAACUCUAGGCCAAAAAAAAAAAAGUUAAAUUCAAUAUUGCCUUAGAAAUAGUAGACUUGGAAGGAAGAGUUAGUACUGAAAUUAUAAACCCUGAAUAAAAAAUCAUCACUAGAUAGAAAAGAUUUUCAAGACUUAAAACACUUGAAUGUUGA
Paramecium sonneborni is the source of this 552-nucleotide messenger RNA. NCBI's taxonomy places the organism in Eukaryota, Ciliophora, Oligohymenophorea, Peniculida, Parameciidae. The record is from the annotation of a GenBank genome assembly.